Molecule: messenger RNA, 1525 nt
Organism: Plutella xylostella (diamondback moth)
Lineage: Eukaryota; Metazoa; Arthropoda; Insecta; Lepidoptera; Plutellidae
Source: RefSeq, a predicted model, not a curated record
AUGUCAAGUUGGUGUUGUCAAUAAUUUCUACAAUAAACAAAUAAGUUCACCUUUUCCUCAACAAAUAAGUAUCAUGAACAGAAACAUUCCUGUACCAAACAACGCUAUUAACUAGGAACCACAUUUCUCACAAUGGAGAAUGAAGAACAGACGCAUUUUGAGGGUAGCUCGUACCAAGCACUGUGUGAGCACGUCCAGAAACUAUCCGAAAACCAGAACACAAUCGUUCUAAAACUGGAGAUUCUGUCCAAAAACGUGGAUGAUCUGAGAGAAGUGCUAACCGAUUUUUCGGACAAAAUUGUUAGUUUGGACGAUGAAGCGGCAGACGCAAAGAAUUUAAAGUUUGAAGUGCAGAACUUGAAGUCAAGGUUGGAUGAACUGUACGAGAUGGUGGCAGAAAGCAAGGUUGAGAAGGAGUCCAGUAGAUCGGAUGAAAAAGAUGGUGCAGAUUCAGUUAGAUCGGGGAUAUCAACUACGGUAACCAUGACAACCGGGCUGGACCGCGACACGAUACGAUCCGCAUACGAGGACGUCCGGAACGACGCGUCUCCGACAGAAUGGGCGGUGUUCAAGUUCGAGGGCCCCCGCAUUGUGUGCUCGGCGCGCGGCUCCGACUUCACAGAGUUUCGAACGCACUUCGAUGAUGGGGAGCGCGCGUUCGGGUACCUCAGAUUGCAAAUGGGAGACGAGAUGUCCAAGCGCAAGAAGUUCAUCUUCAUGACGUGGGUGGGGCCGGCCGUGUCCGUCAUCAACCGCGCCAAGAUGUCCACCGACAAGGCCAUCAUCAAGGAUAUCAUCUCGAAUUUUGCCGUCGAGCUUCAACUGGAAAGCCAAGCCGAAAUAGAUAUUGACCAAUUCAAAGAUGCCCUCAUACGGGCAGGCGGGGCUAACUACGGAACUGGCAUUAGGGAUUUAUGAAUUGUAUCUUAUCUUAUUAACCGUUAUUAUCCUUAAGGCCAGGCCAAUUUAUAAGUCCAUUUUAUCAGUCAUGUCCUUUAAUUUCUAUUAUCCUACCUACUAUUGUGUAAAUUAGCUAUCUAUCUUAGUCAUUGCCUUCAUAGGAAAGUAUUUUUGAGUAAGAAUUUUAUUCUAUUUAUUGAAAUUGCUUUAAAAUUAGAUUAAUUUAUUGAUACUAAUCAUUUUGAGGAUUUCAUCAAAAUUUUACAAACUCAUGUAUUUUUUAUAGCCAACCCAAUAUUAUGUUAACUCAGUGUUAUAAGACGAUUGCCAAAAAUUUUAGAUGUUUGCCAUGUAAUAGGCGAAAUUAAGUGCAUUUAUUUUUGACUAUUUUUAAACCACGUCUAAAUUUUACAAUUUGGAUACAUCUUUGGAAAUUUUACGCUUUUGUAUUAUACACUGAUUACAGUAAUUAUUACUCUUAUAAUAGUUGAGGAAUUUGUCCGUUGUUUAUAUCCAUGUAAAAUUACUUAAUAGUACUGAUACUGAUAGAGCAUGUCAAUCGAAUCUAAAUUAAAAUUUUGUGGCAUUUAAAAUAGCGGACGUUAAAUAAACAGUUAACCAUGGA